UACAGCACACAAUGGCGUCGUCGCCGCCCCCCGUAGAAGACCAGGCUCGCCUGCUUGAAGAUGCCCUUGCCGUGGUGCGCCAGCAGACGAUGCUCAUGCGGCGGUGCCUCGAGACGCCCGGCAAACUGAUGGAUGCGCUCAAGAACAGCUCAACCCUCGUCUCGGAGCUGCGGACCAGCAGCCUCGGCCCCAAACAGUACUACGAACUCUAUAUGGCCGUCUUCGAUGCCCUCCGCCAUCUAUCCGUCUACCUCCGCGAGAACCACCCUGUAAACCACCUCGCUGACCUCUACGAGCUCGUCCAGUAUGCGGGGAAUAUCAUUCCCCGUCUGUAUCUCAUGGUCACCGUGGGCACCGUGUACAUGGCCAUUGAGGAUGCGCCGGUCAAGGAGAUUAUGAAGGACAUGAUGGAGAUGAGUCGCGGAGUGCAGCACCCCAUUCGCGGCCUCUUUCUGCGCUACUAUCUUGCUGGCCAGGCGCGCGAUUGCCUUCCCUCCGGUGAUGGCGAGGGACCCGAGGGCAAUUUGCAGGACUCGAUUAGCUUCAUCUUGACCAACUUUGUCGAGAUGAAUAAGCUGUGGGUGCGGUUGCAGCAUCAAGGACACUCGAGGGAGCGCGAGCAGCGCACAAAAGAGCGCCAGGAGUUGCAGCUUCUUGUCGGGAGCAAUCUGGUUAGGCUUAGCCAGCUCGUGGACUUGGAGAACUACAAGAAGAUUCUGAAUCCGCUGUUGGAGCAGAUUGUGCAAUGUCGAGAUGUUCUGGCGCAGGAGUACCUCUUGGAAGUCGUCACCCAGGUCUUCCCAGACGAAUUCCACCUGCACACCCUCGACCAAUUCCUUUCCGCCGUCGCGCGCCUAAACCCGCAUGUCAACGUCAAAGCCAUCGUUGUAGGCCUGAUGGACCGAUUAUCUUCGUAUGCGCAAAGAGAAGCCGAGACGGAAAGCCCAGAGCAGCGCAAGAAGACCGAGGAAGAGUCAAUAGAACAGCUUCUGGAAAAAAUGCGUAUAGCGAAAGACAAGAAAGCGGCAGAGCCAGAGCCAGCGCCAGCGCCAGCACAGAAUGGAGACGCCGCGGAGACAGAACCAGGCGCUGAAGAGGACUCGGCUUCCUCAACAACAGCUGUGUCAACCGCGGAUACAGAGACCACCGAGACCACCGAGACAGACGGCGCGAUCGAGAAAAGGCGGGGAAUACCCAACAAUGUCAAGCUCUUUGAGAUCUUUCACGAACAGGUGCAGACCUUGGUCAAGAUGCAGCGGUUGCCAAUACAAGACACAAUCGGACUGCUGGUAUCGCUUGCCAACCUUGCAUUAAACAUUUACCCCGAGCGACUUGACUACAUCGACCAAGUACUGACCUUUGCAAACCAAAAGGUCGCAGAGUACCAAAACAGUGCUGACCUACAUUCACAAGCAACACAAAGCCAGAUCCUCAACCUUCUCCUUUCGCCGAUCAAGACCUACGUGUCUCUGUUCACUGCGCUAGCAUUACCCAACUUCAUCCCUCUCUUGCACUCGCAGCCGUAUCCGACCCGAAGAGCGGUAGCCGGCGAAAUUGCAAGAAGCUUAAUGCGGAACCAGACCUACAUCACCUCCGUGGAGAAUCUUGAAAGCGUACUGGAGAUCCUCAAAGUCCUGAUCCGGGAAGGCAUUCAGCAAGCUACAGGAUAUCCCGGGGGGCCUAUCCAGAGAAGAGCACAAGAGACAGAUGAGACGAUAGAGGAGCAGGGUUGGUUAGCACGGAUAGUACAUCUCAUCCGCGGAAAGGACAACGAUACCCAAUUCAAGCUCCUCCAAGCCGCUCGCAAGUCCUUCGCAGAAGGAAACGAACGCGUCAAAUACACUUCCCCCGCCAUAAUCACAGCCUCCCUCAAACUCGCGCGACAGUACAAGAAGCGCGAACACUUCGAAGACAACUGGCAAUCCCAAUCCUCCGCCCUCUACAAGUUCAUGCAUAAUACACUCUCCACGCUCUACACCCGCGUCACCGGCUCCGCAGACCUCGCUCUCCGCCUGUUCAUCGCUUGCGGUCAAGUCGCUGACCAAAAUAACUUUGAAGAAGUCGCGUACGAGUAUUUCGCCCAGGCCUUCACGAUAUAUGAGGAGGCGAUUAGCGACUCGAGAGCGCAGUUCCAAGCUGUUUGCGUGAUCGCGAGUGGGUUGCAUACCACGCGGCAUUUCGGAAAGGAGAAUUAUGAUACUUUAAUUACGAAGUGUGCGCUGCAUGGAAGCAAGUUGUUGAAAAAGCCGGAUCAGUGUCGUGCGGUGUAUUUGGCGAGUCAUCUUUGGUGGGCGACGGAGAUUAGAGCGUUGGGGGAUGAGGAUCCGAAGACUCUUUAUCGCGACGGCAAACGAGUGCUCGAGUGCCUACAACGUGCGCUGCGUGUUGCGGACGCGUGCAUGGAUGCUGCGGUGUCGGUGGAACUUUUUGUCGAGAUUCUAAACAGAUACGUGUACUACUUUGACCAAGAGAACGAUGCCGUUACUACAAAAUACCUCAACGGCCUCAUCGAGCUCAUCCACUCAAAUCUUCAAUCCAACGAAAACGCAUCAUCGCUGGAGAAUCCCAGAAAGCACUUCCAGCGCACACUUGAUUAUAUAACGAGCCGAGAAUAUGAGGGUGUGGUGACGGCAGCGAAAUAAUUAAUGGUAAGGCAAAGUGUGCAAAGUGGUUGGCAAAGUGGUUGACGUUCGGCCUGGAGCUCCUUGUACGAUUAAACCGACAAGGAUUUGUAGUACUCCUUGGCAAAUAACGAUUUGUGCCAUGGUAUACCUAGUAUGUAGCAUUGUUAAGAUCACCAAUAUUGUAUGUAUGUGGCUAGAGUGAGCAAUCAGACGUGUAUCUGUUGGGUGUGUAAUGCUUACCAGCAAUUGGCGUCAAUGCCAACGAUCUGAAAGAUGUUAUCCCACGAAUACGAGAUAUCACGAGCCCAGGCCGACUUACCCCAG
This is a messenger RNA of Cucurbitaria berberidis CBS 394.84, 2948 nucleotides long. Its product is annotated as vacuolar protein sorting-associated protein 35. The coding region runs from base 12 to 2642 and encodes 876 amino acids. The transcript has 7 exons. Gene Ontology annotation, biological process: intracellular protein transport; retrograde transport, endosome to Golgi. Lineage: Eukaryota; Fungi; Ascomycota; Dothideomycetes; Pleosporales; Cucurbitariaceae. Gene Ontology annotation, cellular component: late endosome; retromer complex; retromer, cargo-selective complex. The record is from RefSeq and is a predicted model, not a curated record.